Dendronephthya gigantea is the source of this 1061-nucleotide messenger RNA. RefSeq names its product calcipressin-2-like. The coding region runs from base 93 to 746 and encodes 217 amino acids. Gene Ontology annotation, cellular component: nucleus; cytoplasm. Gene Ontology annotation, molecular function: RNA binding; calcium-dependent protein serine/threonine phosphatase regulator activity. The transcript is spliced from 3 exons. Lineage: Eukaryota; Metazoa; Cnidaria; Anthozoa; Malacalcyonacea; Nephtheidae. Gene Ontology annotation, biological process: calcium-mediated signaling. The record is from RefSeq and is a predicted model, not a curated record.
CCUGGUGCGAGAAGAAGGUCUUGUUUUGAUCAAAGAAAAAAAAUUUCAGAAAAAUUAUAAAUUUUUAACACGAGUUACAACACUAACUAGAAAUGUUAGUCAACAUUGAACCAGAUCCAAAUGAGGAAAAUCACGAGUCUGGGGUUGAAAUAUGUGAAAAUGGAAACAGAUCAACUCGCACAGAAAAAAGCUGUUUGACAGUCACGAACGUCCCCGCCAUCGUAUUUACUUCAGACAAAGUAAAGGAAUUAUUUGAAGAACUGUUUAAACAACACGGUGAUAUCAUGUCAAUAAUUUACCUGAAGAGUUUCAGUCGAGCAAGAGUUAUUUAUCACAAUGAAAAUGAUUCAUGCCAGGCAAAAGAUAAGCUUCAUGGCUCUACAAUGGAGGGAAACCAAUUAGGAGUCUAUUUUACACAGAUACCCAAUAUCCCUAAUAUAUCACAGACUCUGCAACCUCCACCACCUGUUAAACAGUUCCUGAUUUCACCACCUGUUUCCCCACCUGUCAACUGGAAGCCAAUUACAGAAGGAUCUCCUGUCAUCAACCAUGACCUUCUCUCAGCAAUAGCUCAACUCAAACCUGAUGAACCAUAUGAAGCGCAUAUGUCGACAGGUGACCAGCCAAGUAUCACUGUUCAUUGGUGUGAAGAUGAUGAUGGUGAAGAGGAAACUAAGGAACGCCCUAUGAGAAGUCUUCCAAGACACAUGGUGCAAACUCGCAAACCAGACACUAAACCAAACUAAACUCAUCAAUUGUUUCUCUUGCAUUUGAGAGGUAUCAAAAUAUGUUCAGGGUGGUUGCACUAGGGUAAGAGCAUUGGUGAUAUGGUGAUUGCACCAAGAUUACAAUUCUAGAUGGACGAAAGAAAAGGAAUCCCAAAAACUCACAGAAUACAACAGUCCUAACCAUUGAGACACUAAUAAAUACUGAAUCAAACUGUCAGCUUCAAACAAGUGAAAAAUAGGAGGAAUCCAAUUGGAUCAAGUCUAAAUUCUAUAUUAUAAAUUAGUCAAGCUUAAAUAUGUAUAUUGUUUACAAUGCCUGUUAUAUAUAUUAAU